AGUCUAGCAGGCGAGGGCCUGAUAGCGGGAGGUACGAUACGGCAACGCCAUGAGCAGCGGGUAUUGUGUGAUUUGGAAUGGCGUUGGUGGUAUAGAAGCGCAAUCGACGCUCUCAACAGCCUGUUGAUCUUGAAAGCUGUCCAGACAUUCACCCCAAGCACCCACCCCCAAGAUGCCCUUCUCCGCCGACCCCCAGAUCCGCGAGACCAGCACCGGCCUCGUCAGCACCCUGCGCGCCGCCGCCGCCCAGCCAACCCAAGAAUUCCGACCCGCCCACGCAAAAGGCCACCUACUCACCGGCACCUUCACCCCCACCCCCGCCGCCUCCUCCCUCACCACCGCGCCACACUUCAACCUCCCCUCCGUGCCCACCACAAUCCGCUUCUCCUCGUCCACGGGGCUGCCGCAGCUCCCCGACACCGACCCCGCCGGCAACCCGCACGGCAUCGCGAUCCGGUUCCACCUGCCCGAGGCGGGCGGGCGGCGGCGGCACACGGAUAUGAUUGCGCACUCGACGCCGUUGUUUCCCGUGCGCACGGGCGGGGAGUUUCUGGAGUUUCUGAGGGCGGCGGGCGGGGCUGAUGCAAGUACUGCCGUGCCUGAGUUUUUGGGGAGGCAUCCGGAGACGAGGCGGUUUUUGGAGGCGGGGAAGCCGAGUCCGGUGUCUUUCGCCACGGAGCGCUUCUUCGGCGUCAACGCAUUCCGGUUCCUCCGCGACGGCACGACGACAACACUACGGUACCGCAUCGAGCCCGUAGCAGGGGCCGCGCACCUCGACGCCUCCGCGCUGGCGGGCCGGGCUCCAGACUGGCUAUUCGACGAGCUGAACGCGCGGGUAGCCGCCGGGCCCGUCGAGUUCCGCCUCUUGGCUCAGAUAGCGGCGGACGGGGACACAACGGACGACGCGACGGUGCUGUGGCCCGAGGACCGGGCGGUCGUGCAGCUGGGCACGCUGCGGGUGGAAGGUGUGCUGGGCGAUGCGGAGAGCAGGGCCGCGCAGAAGCAGGUCAUUUUCGAUCCGAUUCCGAGGGUCGAGGGUGUCGAGGUUAGUGAUGAUCCGCUGCUGGAGGUUAGGGCGAAUGUGUAUUUGGCGUCGGGGCAGCAGAGGAGGGCCGCGUGAGGGGGUGGAGGGAGGGGUUGGUAAGGCG
Boeremia exigua is the source of this 1148-nucleotide messenger RNA. Its product is annotated as catalase-like domain-containing protein. The transcript has 3 exons. Gene Ontology annotation, cellular component: mitochondrion; peroxisome; cytoplasm. NCBI's taxonomy places the organism in Eukaryota, Fungi, Ascomycota, Dothideomycetes, Pleosporales, Didymellaceae. Bases 173 to 1120 code for a protein of 315 amino acids. Gene Ontology annotation, biological process: response to hydrogen peroxide; hydrogen peroxide catabolic process. Gene Ontology annotation, molecular function: catalase activity; heme binding. The record is from RefSeq and is a predicted model, not a curated record.